AUGAUCACGCAUGUCGGCACGGCAGCCGUAUCUGAAUUCCUGUACAGCAAUCACAGUACCGCGGGGUCCGACGAGUCGACGACUGCAUGGCAUGUCUGCAUCAGUCGCCUCGUCCGUACCGCAUGGUCCCUCCCGUCCUCCCCUCUCUCGCAUAAUUCCCGCCACAUGCCAAGUCAAACCGCCCUCUUCCGUCGCGCGUUGACGCCGCUGGGAAAUGCAUUGACUUCACUUCACAGACGAUGGCUAUGGCACGGCCUCCGCGCUCGUCUUUAUAAGCUUGUCACUCGUCAGAGUCCACAUUCGAUCACAUGGUGCCUUGGAGAUAGUAAAAUUGCAAGUGGAAUGGCAUCCUGCAAGAACACUUGCUUUUACACUCCAGUGUCAAAUUUCACUGCGGUGCUAGCUCUAGCGGUCCUGGUCUUGGCGGGGCCGGCGGCGGCCGCCGUCCCCGAUCCGUCCGUGUCCGUGCAUCUCGAGGCGUUGCUGGCGUUCAAGAAGGCCGUCACCGACGACCCGAACGGCACGCUGUCCAGCUGGACGGUGGGGACAGGCAAUAAUGGCGGCGGCGGCUUCCCGCCGCACUGCAAUUGGACCGGCGUGGCCUGCGACGCCGCUGGCCACGUCACGUCCAUCGAGCUCGCGGAGACUGGGCUCCGGGGCACGCUCACGCCGUUCUUGGGCAACAUCUCGACGCUCCAGCUCCUCGACCUCACGUCGAACCGCUUUGGCGGUGGCAUCCCGCCGCAGCUCGGCCACCUCGACGAGCUCGAGGAACUCGGCCUCGGCGUCAACAACUUCACCGGCGCCAUCCCUCCGGAGCUCGGCGACCUCAGGAGCCUACAGGUGCUGGACCUCAGCAACAACACGCUCCGCGGUGGCAUCCCAAGCCGCCUCUGCAACUGCUCGGCGAUGACAGGGUUCAGCGUCUUCAACAACGACCUCACCGGCGCAGUCCCUGACUGCAUUGGUGAUCUGGUCAAUCUCAACGAGUUGAUACUCUCCCUCAACAAUCUUGACGGCGAGCUGCCGCCGUCCUUCGCGAAGCUCACGCAGCUGGAGAAGUUGGACCUCAGCAGCAACCAGCUCUCCGGCCCGAUCCCGCCGGGGAUUGGCAACUUCUCGAGUCUCAACAUUGUCCACAUGUUUGAGAACCAGUUCUCCGGCUCCAUCCCGCCGGAACUUGGCCGGUGCAAGAACCUGACCACGCUCAACAUGUACAGCAACCGCCUCACUGGUGCGAUUCCAAGCGAGCUCGGGGAACUCACCAACCUGAAGGUGCUGCUCUUGUACGGCAACGCGCUCUCGUCGGAGAUUCCCCUCUCGCUCGGGAGAUGCACGUCGCUGCUUUCGCUCGAGCUGUCCAUGAACCAGCUCACUGGGUCCAUCCCGACCGAGCUCGGCAAGCUACGGUCGCUUCGAAAACUGAUGCUCCACGUCAACAAGCUCACCGGAACAGUGCCAGCAUCGCUGAUGGAUCUCGUCAACCUUACAUACCUGAGUUUCAGUGAAAAUUCCCUCUCGGGCCCUCUUCCGGCGAACAUUGGAUCACUCCAGAAUCUUCAAGUGCUAGUCAUUAACACCAACUCGCUCUCUGGUCCAAUUCCGGCGAGCAUUGCCAACUGCACUUCGCUGUAUAACGCGAGCAUGGGGUUCAACGAGUUCUCCGGGCCUUUGCCCGCCAGCCUUGGCCAGCUACAGAACCUCGAAUUCUUGUCCUUGUGGGACAACAAGCUGUCCGGCGACAUACCGGAGGACGUUUUCGACUGCGGCAACCUCAGGACGUUAUACCUGGCUGGGAACAGCCUCACCGGUAGCCUGAGCCCUCGCGUCGGCAGGCUCAGCGAGCUCAGCUUGCUGCAGUUGCAGGGUAAUGCUCUGUCCGGGGAGAUACCAGAGGAGAUCGGCAACCUGACGAAGCUCAUCGCACUGCAGCUCGGGGGAAACCGCUUUGCCGGGCGCGUCCCAGCGAGCGUCUCCAACAUGUCGUCCCUGCAGAAGCUCACGCUGCAGCAGAACCGCCUAGACGGCGCGCUGCCAGACGAGAUCUUCGGCCUCCGGCAGCUCACUAUCCUCAGCGUCGCGUCGAACAGGUUCGUAGGCCCGAUCCCCGACGCCGUGUCCAACCUGCGGUCUCUCUCCUUCCUCGACAUGUCGAACAAUGCGCUGAACGGCACGGUCCCUGCGGCGGUGGGAAGCCUCGACCAACUCCUCACGCUGGACCUCUCCCACAACCGCCUCGCCGGCGCCAUCCUCGGCGCGGUGAUCGCGAAAUUGAGCACCCUGCAGAUGUACCUCAACCUGUCGAACAACAUGUUCACGGGCCCGAUACCGGCCGAGAUGGGCGGCCUCACGAUGGUCCAGUCCAUCGAUCUGUCCAACAACCGGUUAUCCGGUGGUGUCCCGGCGACGCUAGCCGGGUGCAAGAACCUCUACUCGCUCGACCUCUCCGCCAACAACCUCACCGGUGCCCUGCCUGCCGGCCUCUUCCCUCAGCUCGACGUCCUCACAAGCCUGAACAUCUCCGGCAACGGGCUAGACGGAGACAUCCCUUCAAACAUCGGUGCCCUGAAGAACAUACAGACGCUGGACGCGUCACGGAACGCGUUCACCGGGGUCAUACCGGCGGCGCUGGCGAACCUGACAAGUCUGAGGUCUCUGAACCUCUCGUCCAACCUACUCGAGGGGCCCGUGCCGGACUCAGGCGUGUUCCAGAACCUGAGCAUGUCGAGCCUGCAGGGCAAUGCUGGCCUCUGCGGCUGGAAGCUUCUCGCUCCCUGCCACCACGCCGGAAAGCAGGGGUUCUCGAGGACAGGGCUCGUGGUCCUAGUGGUGCUGCUGGUGCUGGCCGUGCUGUUGCUAUUGCUGCUUGUGGCGAUUCUCUUUCUUGGAUACCGGAGGUACAAGAAGAAGAAGGGAGACUCUACCCGUGCAACGAGUUUCUCCGAGGACUUCGUCGUGCCGGAGCUGAGGAAGUUCACUUACAGCGAGCUGGAGGCUGCCACCGGCUCGUUCGGCGAAGGCAACGUCAUCGGUAGCAGCAACCUGAGCACGGUCUACAAGGGCGUGCUCGUUGAUCCCGACGGCAAGGUGGUCGCCGUGAAGCGGCUCAACCUGGCGCAGUUCCCGGCCAAGUCCGACAAGUGCUUCCUCACCGAGCUCGCCACUCUGAGCCGCCUGAGGCACAAGAACCUGGCGCGCGUGAUCGGGUACGCGUGCGAGCCUGGCAAGAUCAAGGCUCUGGUCCUGGAGUUCAUGGACAACGGAGACCUCGACGGCGCGCUACACGGCGCGGGCAGGGACGCGCAGCGGUGGACGGUCCCGGAGCGGCUACGCGCGUGCGUCUCGGUAGCGCACGGGCUGGUGUACCUGCACACCGGCUUUGGCGUCCUGAUGAUGGAACUCUUCACCAAGCGACGCCCGACCGGGACAAUCGAGGAGGAUGGCGUGCCACUGACACUGCAGCAGUACGUGGACAACGCGGUCUCGAGGGGCCUCGACGGGGUGCUCGACGUCCUGGACCCCGACAUGAAGGUGGUCACCGAGGGCGACCUGUCCACGGCGGCGGACGUGCUGAGCCUGGGCGUGUCGUGCGCCGCGUUCGAGCCGGUGGACCGGCCUGACAUGGACAGAGUUCUUUCAACCUUGCUGAAGAUGAACAAGGUCUGUGGAGGAGACUAG
Molecule: messenger RNA, 3678 nt
Organism: Miscanthus lutarioriparius
Lineage: Eukaryota; Viridiplantae; Streptophyta; Magnoliopsida; Poales; Poaceae
Source: the annotation of a GenBank genome assembly